Rubroshorea leprosula is the source of this 892-nucleotide messenger RNA. The record is from the annotation of a GenBank genome assembly. Lineage: Eukaryota; Viridiplantae; Streptophyta; Magnoliopsida; Malvales; Dipterocarpaceae.
CAAGGCCCAUUGAUCUUUUGAAGAAAAGGCAGACACCUCUUCUUCCUCCUUCAAAAUCUUUCCCUGAAAUUUCGUCCCCAAACAGUUUCGGCUCUUCAAAUUUAAAUGCAGUAAAGCUCCUCCGAUCUUGGUGCUAUGGAUUGCUUUGAUUUUGACAGCGUGAAAGCGGAGAAGGCGAGGGCGAUGAGGAGGUAUAAUCUACUCCAGAGCGUCGCGAAAGUGUUCCGAUUCAUUGAGCUGAUUCUCGCCGUUGUGUUUCUGGCGUGGACCUCCGCUCGCGUCCCUUUCGCCGUCAGGAUCUCCAGCGAGUUUUUUGCGAAAGUCGGCGGCGUUAUCGCGAGUCCUCUCUUCGUCUUCCUGCUCUGCAACGUCAUCAUCGCCACUCUUUUCGCCAAGUCCGGUUGGUUUUCCGCCGAGAAUCUCGGCGCCAGCAAUGCGGAUACUGAACUCUACGAGGAAAUCGUCAAAAACAGUGACAAUCGCCAGACGCCAUUUGUGGAAGACGAUGCUGCACACUCGACAGACGAGAUUGUUUACCAGGACAAGGAAAUCAUCUCAGAAGCGAGUACAAUGGAUUUGGAAAGGGAGCGGAAUUCCGAUUUGGAUCUUGAUUCUGAUUCGGAUAAGGACGUGGAUCAUCGGAGAGCUUAUCGGAGGAGCAAAUCGGAGAAGUUCGUGAGAGAGAGUGAAGAGAAAGGGAAAAAGGAGCUGCGCCGAUCGGAGACGGAGAAGAUCUGGAAACUCGAACGGCGCGGCGAGGAAUUACAUCCACAGGAGGAGCUGAGCAAUGAGGAGUUUCAGCGGAAGAUUGAGGAUUUCAUCUCCAAGCAGUUGCAGUUUCGCCGGGAGGAAUCUCUAGCCAUUGUUCUUCGAAGUCAGGCCUAAAAAAAAA